CCUCCUCUCUCCCCCUCCCUCUUUCUCUCUCUCCCGAGUCCUCCAUCAGAGAGGCUGCUCUCUGCUCCCGGUCUGCUAGGGGAAUCCGGAGCCAUCCGCAACCAUGGUGAACUUCACCAUAGACCAGAUCCGAGCGAUCAUGGACAAGAAGUCCAACAUUAGAAAUAUGUCUGUGAUUGCUCAUGUUGACCAUGGCAAAUCCACACUCACCGACUCUUUGGUGAGCAAAGCUGGUAUCAUUGCAUCUGCCAGAGCAGGGGAGACACGUUUUACGGACACACGCAAGGAUGAGCAGGAACGCUGCAUCACUAUUAAGUCCACGGCUAUUUCCUUGUUCUAUGAACUCUCAGAGAAUGACAUGGCCUUCAUCAAGCAAUGUAAAGAUGGGUCUGGUUUCCUCAUUAACCUUAUAGACUCCCCAGGACAUGUGGACUUCUCCUCCGAAGUGACCGCUGCUCUCCGAGUCACAGAUGGUGCUCUUGUGGUGGUGGACUGUGUAUCCGGUGUUUGCGUUCAGACAGAGACCGUUUUACGGCAGGCAAUUGCCGAGAGGAUCAAACCCGUGCUUAUGAUGAACAAGAUGGACCGAGCUCUGCUCGAGUUGCAACUGGAACCUGAGGAGCUGUAUCUGACCUUCCAACGUAUCGUGGAGAAUGUCAACGUGAUCAUCUCUACGUACGGAGAGGGAGAGACUGGCCCUAUGGGGAAUAUUAUGAUCGACCCUGUUAUUGGUACUGUGGGUUUUGGAUCUGGUCUGCAUGGUUGGGCUUUUACCCUGAAGCAGUUUGCAGAAAUGUACGUUGCCAAAUUUGCUGCCAAAGGUGAAAAGGCACAGCUCAGUCCACUUGAACGUGCAAAGAAAGUUGAGGAUAUGAUGAAGAAACUUUGGGGAGACAAGUAUUUUGAUCCAGCUGCUGGAAAAUUCAGCAAGUCUGCCACCUCCCCAGAUGGGAAGAAGCUGCCACGAACAUUCAGCCAGCUCAUCUUGGAUCCCAUUUUCAAAAUAUUUGAUGCCAUUAUGAACUUUAAAAAAGACGAAACUGCCAAACUGAUAGAAAAACUGGAUAUCAAGCUUGAUGCAGAGGACAAGGAAAAGGAAGGCAAACAACUUCUUAAGGCUGUAAUGCGCCGGUGGUUGCCAGCAGGAGAUGCCUUGCUUCAGAUGAUCACAAUUCACCUGCCUUCUCCGGUGACGGCACAGAAAUAUCGCUGUGAACUGCUGUAUGAAGGGCCACCUGAUGAUGAAGCAGCUAUGGGUGUGAAAAGCUGUGACCCUAAGGGACCUCUGAUGAUGUACAUCUCAAAGAUGGUCCCCACCACUGACAAAGGACGUUUCUAUGCUUUUGGUCGGGUGUUCUCUGGUGUUGUGUCAACAGGACAGAAAGUACGCAUCAUGGGUCCAAACUAUACACCUGGAAAGAAGGAAGAUCUGUACAUCAAACCCAUUCAGAGAACCAUUCUUAUGAUGGGGCGUUACGUUGAACCCAUCGAGGAUGUACCUUGUGGUAAUAUUGUUGGUCUUGUUGGCGUAGACCAGUUUCUGGUGAAGACUGGCACCAUCACCACUUUUGAACAUGCCCAUAAUAUGAGGGUGAUGAAAUUCAGUGUCAGCCCUGUUGUGCGUGUGGCAGUAGAAGCAAAAAACCCAGCUGACCUUCCAAAACUGGUGGAAGGCUUAAAGCGCCUGGCCAAGUCUGACCCCAUGGUUCAGUGUAUAAUUGAAGAAUCUGGGGAACACAUCAUUGCAGGUGCUGGAGAGUUGCAUCUUGAAAUUUGCCUUAAAGAUCUAGAAGAAGAUCACGCAUGUAUUCCAAUCAAGAAAUCAGAUCCUGUAGUAUCUUAUCGUGAGACAGUGAGCGAGGAGUCCAACCAGCUGUGCUUAUCCAAAUCUCCUAACAAGCACAAUCGCUUGUACAUGAAAGCCAGGCCUUUCCCAGAUGGACUGGCAGAAGACAUUGACAAAGGGGACGUGAGCUCCCGUCAGGAAUUAAAGAUACGUGCCAGAUACCUGGCAGAGAAGUAUGAGUGGGACGUUGCCGAGGCUCGUAAGAUCUGGUGCUUUGGACCUGAUGGAACAGGACCCAAUAUCUUGGUUGAUGUCACUAAAGGUGUCCAAUAUCUCAAUGAGAUUAAGGACAGUGUUGUGGCAGGAUUCCAGUGGGCCACCAAAGAGGGUGUUCUGUGUGAAGAGAAUCUGAGAGGAGCUCGAUUCGACAUCCAUGAUGUUACCCUGCAUGCUGAUGCCAUUCAUCGUGGAGGAGGACAAAUAAUCCCUACAGCCCGGAGAGUCCUUUAUGCCGCGGCUCUCACAGCCCAGCCCCGACUGAUGGAACCCAUCUAUCUGGUGGAAAUUCAGUGCCCAGAACAGGUAGUUGGUGGGAUCUAUGGCGUAUUGAACAGGAAACGCGGUCAUGUGUUUGAAGAAUCUCAAGUUGCUGGAACACCAAUGUUUGUUGUGAAAGCUUAUCUUCCUGUAAAUGAAUCAUUCGGUUUUACAGCCGAUUUAAGGUCCAACACUGGUGGACAAGCGUUCCCACAGUGUGUGUUUGAUCACUGGCAGAUUCUGCCUGGAGAUCCCUCCGAUGUAACUUCUCGACCAUGUCAAGUUGUUGCAGAAACUCGCAAACGCAAAGGUCUAAAGGAAGGAAUCCCUCUGCUGGACAACUUUCUGGAUAAGUUGUAACCUCAUCUUUAACACUAUGGUCAUACUUUGCAAACUCAUCUUUUACCACAACACAAGAUGUCUCAUAAAACUGUCAAAUGUCAUCACAAAAGGAUGAGAGCACCACAAAACUCUCUUUAGAAGAAAACACACAUGGGAUUGUUUACCCACAACAAAAAAAAUAAACAUUAAAAAAAAUAAAAACUUCCCAAAAAUGCUAAUAAAACCUAUACUUGUUAAAAUGUGA
Messenger RNA from Pelobates fuscus (common spadefoot toad), 2909 nucleotides. RefSeq names its product elongation factor 2-like. Gene Ontology annotation, biological process: translational elongation. Gene Ontology annotation, molecular function: translation elongation factor activity; ribosome binding; GTPase activity. Gene Ontology annotation, cellular component: ribonucleoprotein complex; cytosol. The coding region runs from base 104 to 2683 and encodes 859 amino acids. NCBI's taxonomy places the organism in Eukaryota, Metazoa, Chordata, Amphibia, Anura, Pelobatidae. The transcript is spliced from 15 exons. The record is from RefSeq and is a predicted model, not a curated record.